Erpetoichthys calabaricus (reedfish) is the source of this 6295-nucleotide messenger RNA. It is a transcript of the gene plekhh1, whose product is annotated as pleckstrin homology domain containing, family H (with MyTH4 domain) member 1. Bases 236 to 4708 code for a protein of 1490 amino acids. NCBI's taxonomy places the organism in Eukaryota, Metazoa, Chordata, Cladistia, Polypteriformes, Polypteridae. Gene Ontology annotation, cellular component: cytoskeleton. The record is from RefSeq and is a predicted model, not a curated record. The transcript is spliced from 30 exons.
CUUUGUGGAUGCGUGUGCGCGCGCGCGUAAUCCGAGCCUUGGAGCGCUGAAUGAGCGCCGACGCGCUACCUUCCCUUCUCGGGAACUUUUUCUGGGAGGUAGAGUGCGUGGCGCAACCGCCCGGCUGGAGGGAUGUGAAGACGGGAAGGAAUCCGUGGGACAUGAGAGGAGCGUGAGCUAAGAGGUCUGUGCUGCAGGACGACACAUUGGAAGGAACAGAACGGGAAAGGAGAAAAUGGCCGAGCUGGUGGAGAAUGGUGGGGUGGUGGACUGGCAGAAGCGCUGCGUAGCUCUCGAAUCUCAGUUGCUCAAGUUUCGACUGCAAGCGAGUAAAAUACGGGAAUUGCUGGCAGAGAAGAUGCAGGAGCUGGAGCAACGAGUGAUGGAGGCAGACCAGCGGGCAGAGCAAGCUGAGAAACAGCUACAGGUUAUGGAAGAAAAGUUGAAGUCUGCUAAUGUUCAUCCAAGUGAGUCGGAGAAUGCACUCUACCGAAGGUACCAGGAGCUGUCCAGCCAGGCGAGAGAGAAGGACGAGUUGAUCCAGAACCUGGAACUGCAACUUGAGAAGCAUAACCAGCAGAGAGCACAUGAGGCCCGAGUGAUUGAAGAAAAAGCUGCAAAAAUCAAGGAGUGGGUGACCUUCAAACUGCGUGAGCUCGAAGUUGAGAACUAUCAGCUGAAGAUGUCCAAUCAGAGGCAAACGGAGCUCAUCCAACUACUGCAGGACAAGAUUCAAGCGCUGCUGGAAAACUCUGGGUCAUUUCCAAAUGCUGAGUCUUCACAGUCGACAACUGCUUUUCCUAUCGUGAACUCUCCCAGCAGUCCCCAAGCCGUGGAAGAACCUAGAAGACCACCUCCCACACGCCUCCUGCCGUCUCCACCGCGGCACUAUCAAGAUAUGAAGAGAAAGGGUGGUGAUGGCUGUGACUUUCCAAAGAGCUGUUCACCUCCUCUUCUUGGUCCAAGGGUUUCCCCUCUCCAUGACUGCCAGUCCAAAUCUCCUUCAUCUGGCAGGAAGAAGGCUUGCCCAGAAUCAGGAGACAGACUUCACAGCCCCAGCAUCAUUGCAAACCCAGAAGAGUCUCUACUCAAGGCUAAAGACAGCCAGUCCUCUAACUCCAUUCCCGAGACCCACGUUCCCAGUGCUCUGUGUGAAGACACUUCUGAAAAAUAUGGCAAGGAGCCCCUAGAUAUGGUGAAUGGAGAUGUGCCUUUGCUUGAAGCUGGUAAAGACCAAGAUGGCCUACUGGAGCAGAGCGUGCCAAAACGAGGAUCAGAGUGCGAGAUCUCUUCUGAUGAGCUCAACAACCGGUUCCGCUCUCAGCGGCUUCAUUCCUCCUCCUCUUCCAGCGAAGCCAAUGUGCCGAGCCCACUUGACACCCCAGGUCUUACACCUAAGCAGUCCACUUCUUCAUUAUCUCCUCUAAAUUCAUCUUUAAUGGCUGGGGUCAACCCAUCUGGUGCUAGCAUGACAUUACCCAAGGUACGCACUCCCCUCACACCCAGAGACAGCAUCCAGCUGGCCAAGAAGCACUACAGCCAGCCACAGCCAGGGACGGACCGCCUCCACCACAUCAACGUCAGCAUUGACAUCAACUCGUUCAGGCCCACGGACCUGCCACAGCUACGUCCCAUUCACGUGGAAGAAACUGACAUUGACGAGGUUCCUGAUAAGAUGGAUACCGAAGAUGCAGAGGAAGAGUUGGCAGAAGAACAGAAUUUUUUUGCUCCACUUCCAGAACGUCUAGAGUUUUUCGAUUCUAGUAUCACCAAGCCACCGACACCCCCACUGCACAGAUUUCCGUCUUGGGAGAGUCGCAUUUAUGCUGUAGCCAAGUCGGGAAUGAGACUAUCUGAGGUGCCUUUAGGAAAUGGAACACCUAGUCGAGUUUCCAAUUUUCCACUUUAUCCUGUCUCUGGACCUUUUACUCACCUCAUCUACCGAAACGUCAUGGUUCCAGUGUACACCACCAUCAAAGGGAAAGCCACCCAGAUCAGCAAUGUCCCCUUCCUGGACGAGUCCUCAGGUUCAGAGGAUGACAGCAGCUCCCAUGCCAGUCUCCGCACUUCAUCGGCGGUGUUAGAACAGAAGAAGAGUACCACUCCAGGCAGCCCCAGGGCCAUUAAGAGGGGGGUCUCCAUGUCAUCCGUGAGUUCGGAGAGCGACUACGCCAUUCCUCCCGACGCCUGCUCUUUGGACAGUGAUUACUCGGAGCCUGAACACAAGUUGUUAAGGACCUCCUCCUAUUCCUCAGAGAGCAGCUGUGCUGAGCCUUUGGAGAAAUCGGGGUACCUUCUGAAAAUGGGAAGCCGUGUGAAAGCAUGGAAACGACGCUGGUUUGUUUUAAGGAAUGGAGAGAUCUUGUACUACAAAUCACCAAGUGAUGUGAUCAGAAAGCCGCAGGGCCAGAUCGAGCUGACUUCCUCAUGCCGCAUCGCUCGAGGUGAAGGAGCUCAGACCUUUCAGCUAAUCACUGAAAAGAAGACAUACUACUUGACCGCUGAUUCCCCGAACAUCCUGGAGGAAUGGAUCCGGGUCCUCCAGAACCUGCUCAAGGUGCAGGCCACUAAUCCAGUCAUCACAGAGGCUGCUGGGAAGCCCUCUGUUCGAGGAUGGCUUACUAAGGUGAAGCACGGACACUCCAAACUGGUGUGGUGCUCACUCAUUGGGAAGGUAUUCCACUAUUAUCGGAACCAGGACGACCGGUUCCCUCUUGGUCAGCUGCGGAUGAGAGAAGCACGUGUUGAAGAAGUGGAUCGGUCAUGUGACUCUGACGAGGACUAUGAGGCGGGUGGCCGCGGUUUCCUCUCCUCCCAUUACACUCUGGUGGUCUACCCCAAAGAGCAGAGCCCCACUUAUCUGCUCAUUGGGAGCAAGCAUGAGAAGGAUGCCUGGCUGUACCACCUGACUGUAGCGGCGGGAAGCAGUGGAUGCUCAAAGGUGGGCACUGAGUACGAGCAGAUGAUCAGCAAACUCCUCGACUUAGAAGGCGAUGCAGUGUGGAGUUGGCUGUCGGGGUGCAAGCGUACACCUGUCUUAACCUCUACAGCUUGCCUGUUUGUGCUCGCAGACUCCCCCUUGUGGAACUUGCCGAUAUUGUGCUACAGCAAAGAAGGCCUCCAUUCACCCCUGACCACUCUGCCUUCUGAAGCCCUGCAGACGGAGGCACUAAAGCUUUUCAAGUCAUGCCAGCUGUUCAUCAAUGUCCUUGUUGAGGCUCCAUCGAUUGACUACCACGUGUCUCUAGCACAAAAUGCCCUACAGGUCUGCUUGACCCAUUUGGAGCUACAGAACGAGAUUUACUGCCAGCUGAUUAAACAGACCAACCGCAGGCAGCCACACAACUACUCUUUGAUCCAGUGUUGGCAGUUGCUGUCCUUAUGUGUUGCCCUCUUCCUGCCUCACCAACGCUUCCUUUGGUAUCUCAAGGUAUACUUACAUCGAUGUGCCGACCCAAAGAGCGAAGUUGGAAAGUAUGCCAUCUACUGUCAGCGAUCUGUAGAACGAACGCUUCAGAAUGGUGACCGCGAGGCCAAGCCAUCACGAAUGGAGAUCAUGUCCAUCCUGCUGAGAAAUCCUUACCACCAUUCGCUGCCAUUCAGCAUCCCCGUGCACUUCAUGAAUGGCACCUACCAGGUUGUGGGAUUUGACGGCUCUACUUCAGUGGAUGAAUUCUUAAGCACUCUGAACCAAGAGGCAGGAAUGAGGAAGCCAGCCGUUUCUGGCUUUUCCCUUUUCACUGAUGACCCUUUGGGAAAGGACCUGGAACACUGUUUACAAGGAUCCAUCAAGAUCUGUGAUGUGAUUUCCAAAUGGGAGCAGGCUCUGAAGGAGAUGCAUUCUGGGAAGUAUGAUGGCAGCAGAACAGUGCGGCUAACAUAUAAGAGCAGGAUGUGUUUCCGAGCACAGGCCAAAGGGGAGACCGAGAGAGAACGCCUGCUACUGGCCUAUCAGAUCAAUGAUGAUGUCAUCCAUGGCCGUUUUCCAGUCAACAAGGAGCUCGCUUUGGAGGUGGCAGCCCUGAUGGCACAGGUUGAGUACGGCGAUUUGGAUCGACCAGCUCCGGCUAGUCCUGGAGGGUCCUCCCAAGCCAAGAUGCAGCAGUUACUCCUUCAGGUGCUGGAUAAGUUUUACCCCAAACGGUACAAGUUGGAUUCAAGUCCCGAACAGCUCAGGCGGCUGGCGGACAGGGUGGCAACUAAAUGGAUGGUGCUACGUGGCUGCAGCGCCUCUGAGUGUGUGCGUAUUUAUCUGACUGUUGCUCGGAAGUGGUCUCUGUUUGGAGCCAAGCUCUUCACUGCUAAGCCAGUUCCACCAUCACCACUGGAAGAGAGCACAUUGUGGUUGGCGGUCAGUGAAGAAGGCAUCAGUAUCUUGGAGUACAGCACAAUGCGCUUGAUCCUCACCUACCCUUACCAGUCAGUGAUGACAUUUGGUGGGUGCCGUGAUGACUUCAUGAUUGUCGUGAACCAGGCAAAAGAUGGGAUCUCUGGAAAAAGGACAAUCAAGAAAUUGGUGUUUGCGAUGCCAAAGCCUAAGAUUCUUGAGCUGACUUUGCUUGUGGCAAGUUAUAUCAAUUAUUGGACAUCCAGUUUCCUAUCUGCUGACCCGUCUCUCAGCACAAUGCCGGACAAAAAGCUGUGGGAUGUGGAUAACAAGCAUUUCCCCUCCAUGACCCGCACCACCAAGGGGCCCACUCUGCUGUGAUGUACGGUUGAGACGUCAGCAGACUGAAGAACGGGUGAAGUGUGUGUCAUUCGUAUUCUGCACAGAUCAAAGGCCAGCUGAACUUGAAUGUGAAUGGUACUGGAUGCCGUUGCCACAGAAAAGGUAACAACAUCUGACAGAAACCGCAGUGACAGCAUCCUGGUAGCAGGGAGCAGCAUUGAGACGAAUUUCAACCGUGGAAGCUGGAACACGAAAUACACACAUGCAUUAUGACUCAACAGUCAGUGUGGCUGAAAUGGACCGACAGAUAACACGACAUUUCACUGAAGGAGUGUCUGAUGUGACGAGUGGAAGGUUUCCAUGAACAUCACAGACAGUUGCUGCCAUUGCUUUGUGGGAUGCUAUACAAAAAAUAAAUUGAGUUGAAAGGGGAACAAUGAACACAAAAAAAUGGGGGGACACUUGAACGCUACUUACUUGUCUUCUGUAAUCGAGCCUUUGUACCUUUCUUUGGAACAAGGAGGUCUUCUCAUCUUACUGGCUUCCUUUAAGUCAAAACCAGUGUGGCUUAGCCAAACGAGUCCUGUGGAAAUGUCAAGAGCUGCUGAAGGCUUUUACUUGUUCAAUUUAUUUAUUUUUAGUUGUUUUUUUUUUUAAUGCUAAAUACAUCCAGUAAAUGUAUCCAACACUGGAAUCAUCCUGAUACUCUUGGAAUGACAACUGGAAGUGCUUCCUACCUGCUGGCCUGAAGAUUCAAAAAGGAGAUGUUUGGUGUUAAAGAUCACAUGGCCCCAGGAGCAAAAAUCCCCUUCAAAUUAUUCAGCAGGCUGUGAGGACAAAUCUAAAGCGGAUAUUUUUUUUUUCUUUUUCUUAGAACGGAAGACCUGACCGGAAAGUUCCUAUGAGCUUUCCUUGUACUUAGAAGCACACAGAGACUGAAAGUCGUGGUGAUAGGUGGUCAUAGCUGACCAUGACAUUGUAGGAAAUCCAUGAUCUCUAGAGGUAAUCAUUUGAGAUUGAGUUUAGAACAAGAAAUUAUACUCCCUUACGGAAAUCGUCUGCAUCUACAGCAAGCACAAUGCGACACCGACAUGGCGGCGGAAGCCCUUUUUUGGUAGGGCUGGAGAAUUGCGUAGCUGUGUUCAAUCUGAACAGACAACUCUGGAUAUCCCGGAUACUGUGCACUGUAACGGCACUGGCUGCAAGGACUGUCUGCCAUUGUCCAGGAAAGCACCUGACGCCCCUCGGGAAAGAUCAGAGAUGACGCCAGCUGCCUAAGUGACCAGGGCCCACGCCGCGUCUUCAUGUUUACACCAAAAGAACAAAGUGAGCGACAACAAUGACUGCAAUUCGCAGCCAAAUGACAACGGUAGUUAAAUAACACAGCAUAGAAAAUAGUCUUCUCAUGAAUUAAACAAUGCGUUUUAGAACAGGGGUCCCCAACUCCAGUCCUGGAGGGCUGCAGUGCCUGCAGGUUUUCAUUUUCACCCUUUUCUUAGUUAAGUGACCUGUUUUUGCUGCUAAUUAACUUCUUUUGAGUUCAUUUUAUUUGACUUGCUCUUGAAGACUCGGACCCCUUCAUUGUUUCUUUUCCUUAAUUAGCAGCCAAACAAUAAUGAGAUACAA